Molecule: messenger RNA, 6123 nt
Organism: Ascochyta rabiei
Lineage: Eukaryota; Fungi; Ascomycota; Dothideomycetes; Pleosporales; Didymellaceae
Product: guanine nucleotide exchange protein for ADP-robosylation factor
Exons: 2
Coding region: 1-6123 (2040 amino acids)
Biological process (GO): regulation of ARF protein signal transduction
Molecular function (GO): guanyl-nucleotide exchange factor activity
Source: RefSeq, a predicted model, not a curated record
AUGGCCGACCACGACGAGCCCCCAGCUGCCCCGGCCGCGCAGCCCGCGGAGGAAGAGCGAGUGCCGGAAGAGGCGCUGCAGGAAGAGAGGUCCCACGAGACUUUCCAAGAGACGUCCCACGAGACUUUCCAAGAGACGUCCCACGAGACUUUCCAGCCAGACACGCCCGAGCCAGACACCUCCUUGGCAGAAGACGAGGGCCACACACCCUCAGCAGAAGACGAGGCCCACGCACAGCAGGACACACCCGAGCCAGACACACCCGAGCCAGACACACCCCAGCCAGACACACCCCAGCCAGACACACCCCAGCCAGACACACCCCAGCCAGACACACCCCAGCCAGACACACCCCUACCAGAAGACGAGGGCCACACACAGCCAGACACAGACACAGACACACGGCAGCCCGCCCCCAACGUCCUCAACGUCCCCAACGUCCCCAACGGCGCAGACACGCCGCGCUCGUCGGAGCAAAUCUUCGACCACCGCAUCCACGCCCACCCCCGCCCGCGAACAGACUCGCAGUCCACCGCCGCCACCGCAGCCACCGCCGCCACCGCCGCCACCCGCAGCUCGCUCGUCUUCGUCGGCACCGCCCUCGACACCAUCGCCGCCUCCAAGGACGCCCGCAAGAACAAAAAGCUCGGCGAUGCCUCCGCCGCCGCCCUGGCCGCCAUCAAGCGCGAGGGCGACCCCGCCCGCAUCAGCCCCGAGCUGCUCUUCGAGCCCCUGCGCCUGGCCUCGGAGGUCGCAAACGUCCCCGUCUCCAUCACCGCCCUCGACUGCAUCGGCAAGCUCAUCAGCUACUCGUACUUCUCCGUCCCCGCCGACCACCACCCACACCCACACCCACACCCCGACCCCGACAACCCCGACCCCGCCCCGCUCAUCGACCGCGCCAUCGACACCAUCUGCGACUGCUUCCAGGGCGAGGCCACCCACCCAGACGUCCAGCUGCAGAUUGUCAAGUCGCUGCUGGCCGCCAUCCUCAACCACAAAAUCGUCGUCCACGGCGCCGGCCUGCUCAAGGCCGUGCGCCUGACCUACAACAUCUUCCUGCUGUCCAAGUCCAGCGCAAACCAGCAGGUCGCCCAGGGCGCCCUGACCCAGAUGGUCGGCACCGUCUUCGAGAGGGUCAAGGCCCGCAUCGCCGUCAAGGAGGCCCGUGUCAACCUGGACCCUCCCUCGCUCAACCACAAGCACCCCUCCGACGACAGCCUGGAUCAGUCCGACCAAGAUGCCACUCCGCACCUGCUUCCCUCCCCUCUCACCACCGACCCAGACCCCGCCCAGGACCUGGACCUCGACGAGCCCAGCGACCGGCCCGUCCACAUGCACACCGGGCCCAAGAUCACCCUGCAGAGCUUCGAGAACAACAUGAGCUUCAACGACGACCGCAUACACGACAACGCACCCACCCUAGUCACCCGCAUCAGAGGGAAGCCCAGCUCGCGCCAUGCAUCGGCCGCCGACACCAACUCCUCAAUCAACCCCUCCACAACCACCCCCCUCCACCCCGAUGAAGACGACGAAGACGAAAUCUUCGUCAAGGACGCCUACCUGGUCUUCCGCGCAAUGUGCCGCCUGAGCACAAAGGGCCUGUCCCUCGACCACGCUCAGGACGUCCGCUCCCAAGGCAUGCGCUCGAAGCUGCUCUCCCUGCACAUGGUCCACACCAUCCUGCACAACAACAUCGCCGUCUUCGUCUCGCCCUACGCCACCAUCAAGAGCGCCAGCGGCGACGAGCCCACCACCUUUGUGCAGGCCAUCAAGCAGUACCUGUGUCUGAGCUUGAGUCGCAACGGCGCCAGCUCCGUCAAGCCCGUCUUCGAGGUCGCCUGCGAGAUCUUCUGGCAGAUGCUCAAGUACCUCCGCGUCAUGCUCAAGAAGGAGGUCGAGGUCUUCCUCAAGGAAAUCUACCUGGCCACCCUCGACAAGCGCGCUGCCCCCGCCUUCCAGAAGCAGUACGUCCUGACCCUCUUCAGACGCCUGGCCGCAGACCCCCGUGCCUUGGUCGAGGUCUACCUCAACUACGACUGCGACCGCACGGCCCUCGACAACAUGUACCAGCGCGUGGUCGAGCAUCUGUCCAAGAUCUCCAGCAACCCAGUCACCAUCACCCCGAUGCAGCAGCAGGCCUACCGAGACCACCGCGAGAAGCAGAGCAGGCAGAUGGACUGGCAGACCCGAGGCACCCUGCCCCCCUCGCUCACCACCGUCUCCAUGAACUCGGCCAACGACGCGGACGGAGCCUACCCUCAAGACUACGCCAUGAAGCAAGAGUCUCUGGAGGCGCUGGUCGAGAUCCUGCGAUCGCUGGUCGACUGGGCCCAGCAGUCUCUGCCAGAACACACAAACCCACAGGCUCAAGACCCGAGGCUGUCCUUGGACGACCUCAGGGUCUCCAUCGACACGCGAACGCUCACCGACUCACCAGCCGUCGGCGCCGACUCGGGCACAGUCACACCCCUCGCAGAGGACGACUACAGCUCGCUGGAGAAGGCGAAGCAGAGGAAGACCGCCAUGACAAACGCCGUGCGCCAGUUCAACUACAAGCCCAGCAAGGGCCUCAAGGUCCUGCUCAACGACGGCUUCAUCCCUUCAGACGCCCCCGACCACAUUGCUCGCUUCUUCCUCGACAACGAACGGAUCGACAAGGGCGCGCUGGGAGAGUUCCUCGGAGAGGCUGAUCCCCACAACAUCGCCAUCAUGCACGCCUUUGUCGAUUUGAUGGACUUCACCAAGACCCGAUUCGUGGAUGCGUUGCGCCGCUUCCUCCAAAGUUUCCGUCUGCCGGGAGAAGCGCAGAAGAUUGACCGAUUCAUGUUGAAGUUCGCCGAGCGGUACAUGACCGGCAACCCCAACGCCUUUGCAAACGCCGACACCGCCUACGUCCUGUCCUACUCGGUCAUCAUGCUGAACGUCGACCAGCACAGCAAGAAGAUGAAGGGCCCUCGCAUGACGCCCGAGGACUUCAUCAAGAACAACCGCGGCAUCAACGACAACGCAGAUCUGCCCGAGGACUACCUCCGCGGCAUCUACGAUGAAAUCGCGCACAAUGAGAUUGUCCUCAACACCGAGCGAGAGGCGGCUGCAGACAAGGGUUGGGUCGGCCAGCAGCCCGCGGGAGGCCUCGGUCUCGCCAGCAUCGGCCAGGCGCUGACGGGCGGUGCUCGAGACCUGCAGAGGGAAGCCAUAGCGCAAGCGUCCGAGGCCAUGGCGAACAAGACGGAGCAGCUCUACAAGCAGCUCCUCCGCGCUCAGCGCAGGACGGCGACUGCGCUGCCCGUGUCCAAGUACAUUCCAGCUUCCUCGUCCAAGCACGUCGGCCCCAUGUUCGAGGUGACCUGGAUGCCGUUCCUGAUGGCCCUCUCUGGCCAGGCCCAAGACCACAACAUGGACAUUGUCCGGCUGUGCAUCGAGGGCAUCAAGCUCGCCAUUCGCAUCUCCUGCCUCUUCGAUCUGGAGGACGCCCGCCAAGCCUUUGUCUCCUUCCUCGCCCGCUUCACCAACCUCUACAACCUGAGCGAGAUGAAGGCGAAGAACAUGGAGGCGCUCAAGACCCUGAUCGAGGUCGCACACACAGAGGGCAAUCUGCUGAGAGAGUCUUGGCGCGAGAUCCUCACCUGUGUCUCGCAGCUGGACCGCUUCCAGCUCAUCUCGGCCGGCAUAGACGAGCGCGCGGUGCCUGAUGUGUUGAAGUCCAACGCGGGGUCGCAGUCGAAGAAGAACGUCCACGUUGCCGGAAACCGCCGGCGGCAGUCACACGCCAACAGCGUGCACUUCUCCGCGGACGUGGCAGAGGAGAGUCGCUCCACCGACAUGGUCCGAGGCGUGGACCGCAUCUUCACCUGCAGCGCGAAUCUAUCCGGUGAGGCCAUUGUCGACUUCGUCAAGGCGCUCGUCCAGGUCAGCUGGCAAGAGAUCCAGUCGUCUGGCCAGAGCGAGUCGCCGCGCACCUACAGCCUGCAGAAGCUGGUCGAGAUUAGCGGAUACAACAUGACUCGCGUGCGCUUCGAGUGGACCAACAUCUGGCAAGUGCUGGGCGCCCACUUCAACGAGGUCGGGUGCCACACCAACACAAACGUCGUCUACUUUGCCCUCAACUCGCUACGACAGCUGUCGAUGAAGUUUAUGGAGAUUGAGGAGCUGCCCGGGUUCAAGUUCCAGAAAGACUUCCUCAAACCAUUCGAGCACAUCAUCAACAAUGCAAGCGUCGUGUCCGUCAAGGACAUGGUCCUGCGCUGCCUCAUCCAGAUGAUACAAGCGCGCGGCGAGAACAUCCGAUCUGGCUGGAAGACCAUGUUCGGCGUCUUCACCGUGGCCGCCAGGGAGCCCUACGAGGGCAUCGUCAAUCUUGCCUUUGAGAACGUCACGCAGGUCUACAACACGCGCUUCGGCGUCGUCAUCUCGCAAGGCGCCUUUGCUGAUCUGAUCGUCUGUCUGACGGAAUUCUCGAAGAACUACAAGUUUCAGAAGAAGUCGCUGCAGGCCAUUGAGCUGUUGAAGUCGUCGGUGCCGAAGAUGCUGCGGACCCCAGAGUGCUCGCUGUCGGCUCACGCCGGCUACCUGAAGCACUCCGAAACGGGCUCUUCCAUCCCCAAGCAGCCCACCCGACAGACGCAGGAAGAGCAGUUCUGGUUCCCGGUCCUGUUCGCCUUCCACGACGUGCUCAUGACCGGCGAAGACCUCGAAGUGCGCUCCAGAGCGCUGAGCUACCUCUUCGACACGCUCAUCAGCUACGGCAGCAACUUUCCGCGUGAGUUCUGGGACAUGCUCUGGCGACAGCUGCUCUACCCCAUCUUCAUGGUCCUCAAGUCCAAGUCGGAGAUGACAAAGGUGCUCAACCACGAAGAGCUCUCCGUCUGGCUCUCCACAACCAUGAUCCAGGCCCUCCGCAACAUGAUCAAGCUGUUCACGCACUUUUUCGAGUCGCUCGAGUACAUGCUCGACCGCUUCCUCGAUCUGCUGGCGCUCUGCAUCUGUCAGGAGAACGACACGCUCGCCCGCAUCGGCAGCAACUGCCUGCAGCAACUCAUCCUCCAGAACGUGCAGAAGUUCAAGCCGGAACACUGGAGCCAGAUCGUCAAAGCCUUUGUCGAUCUCUUCCACCGCACCGAAGCUUCAGCGCUCUUCUCCGCUGCCACCAGCGGCUCCGCCACGCCUCUCAACGGCGGCCGUAGCCAUUCCGAUGACGCAAGGUCCAUCGCCGAAUCUUCCAACACCGCGCCGGAGACCCCGCCCUCUGAGCAGGAAAACCCGUCCGCCGGGCUCGGCAUCAAUGGCCUCGACACCCCGCGCCGCCCUUCUCUCGUCACCGAGGCCACCGCCGGCGAUGUUCCCACACGGCAGACCACAGACCUCGAAGACUACCGCCCGGAGGAUGGCAACCUGCAGCAACCUCCUGUCGUCGUCACUGCAGCACGACGCCGGUUCUUCAACCAGAUCAUCACAAAAUGCGUCCUCCAACUCCUCAUGAUAGAAACCGUGCAGGAGCUCUUCGGUAACGAACUCGUCUACUCCAACAUCCCAUCCGGCGAGCUGCUCCGCCUCAUGGCGGUGCUCAAGAAAUCCUACCACUUCGCCAAGCGCUUCAACGCCGACCGCGACCUGCGCUCGCGCCUCUUCCGCGAGGGCUUCAUGAAGCAGCCCCCCAACCUCCUCAAGCAAGAGUCGGGCUCCGCCUCUGUUUACGUCGGCAUCCUCUUCCGCAUGUACCACGAUACGAGCAGCGACCGCGCCGCCAGCCGCAGCGAGACGGAAAAAGCCCUCAUCCCGCUGUGCGAGGACAUCAUCCAGUCGUACAUUGAACUCGACGAGGAGACGCAGCAGCGAAAUAUCGUCACCUGGCGGCCGGUCGUCGUCAGCGUGCUCGAUGGGUAUGCUGGGUUCCCGGACGCUGAAUUCGAGCGCCUAACCGAUGUGUUUGCACCCUUGAUUGUUGGCCUGCUAGGCACUGAGAUGGCGACAGACGUCCAGAGGAGCGUGCAGGCGCUGGUCAUGCGCGUUUUUGAAAGGAAGUUGGGCACCGGCCCAGUGAAAUUGAUGGGCCCCGAGGAGCGGCGCAGGGGCAGCGGCGUCGGGAGUCCAGAGGUAGGGAGAACGCCUCGGCUGCGGUAG